CAAAAGGGCUUGGCUUGAGAGGAAACUAGGAUUCUCUGUUAAGAACUUCUGGGGCCCUAGAGUAGAAAACCUCAUCCAAGUCUUGGGGAACCAGAAGUUCCUAAUAAAGGAGAUAGGAUGCUUAACUAGAAGUCUGCCAUUGUCCUUAACUGGAGCACAUUCUGGGUAGAUACAGGGGGUGAUACUGGGAGGUGACUUAUAUUCAUUCCUUCCUUGAAUGGAACAGUGCCACAGCUCCCUUAGUCCUGGACAGGGGCUAUCUGGCAGUGAGGAUCUGCCACAGCUUUUCUGUGGCCUGGGCCAGACCAGCUUCCCAGCUCUGCUGUGUGCCUGGGGAUGUUCAAUCACUAUAAAGUGAAUUAAAAGGCCCUUGAGGUUCCUGGAUGCCAGUGCUGGUCUGCCCAGGGCUGCUUAGUGGCACUCCCAGAACUCUGCCAGCUGUAACAACACCUUGCCAGGGUGGCUGGAGCAGUGCUGACAUUGUGAAUGGAGCCAAGAAGGCAGGCAUCCUUAAGGGAUAUAAGACCCUGAUGCACAAGCCAAGCCCAUGUGGGGAUGAGGUAGAGGGAGCAAGUGGCCUGCAUCAUAUCUGGGACCAGAUAAGAACCUCCAAAUUACAUCCUUCACCUGGUGGUGGUGCCUGAGGCCCUGGCAUUAAAAGCCUAUGGUGCAUCUUACAAGGGUACAUGUGAAACUUAGUAAAUGUAGAAUAUAAAUGUCUUAACACAGUAACUGAGAAAAUGCCAGGAAGGCUAUGUUAACCAGUGUGAUGAAAAUAUGUCAAAUGGUCUAUAAAACCAGUGUAUGGUGCCCCAGGAUCGCAUUAAUAUACACAGCUAUGAUUUAAUAAAAACAACAACAAAAUGAUACCGGGGGGCGGGGGAGAAGCCCGCUUCUGUCCAGAAAGAAAACUGCAUUACACUUAAAGCUGUCGGUCUGUGCCACAUUCACAUGAAUGAAUUUUAGAUCUUUCUCAAGAGCGGGUUUUUCAUUACUCAACACAGUAUUCCAGCAGAAAAGGAAAGGAGGGUACUAAAGUUAGCUCCACCCAGCCCUUUUAAUAGCCAGCUUUGACUGCCCCAGACCUGCUCAGAUCCAGGCUCAGCAGGUGCUCUGGUUUCAUCUUACUGCGCUGGUGCUUCCAAACCCCACAGGGGCCAGGCCUGGUGGGAGAUCUCCCGUUUGAAAGGCCUUGGCGUGGGUGCACACUGGCUAUCCCUCUCGCCUUGACUGCUCCUGCUGACUGUGCUCUUGGCACUCUCUCCUGUGGUCCCAGAGGGGGAUCCAUCUUUUCCCCGUCAACCUGAUACCUUUGCUGGCUCCAAAUUUUGCAGUCUAUUUUCAGAUGUAAAAUGAGAGGUGGGGCUUAAUAAGGAAAUGGCCUUGGGCACUAACAGGGUCAAGGCCACAGUAGUCUGAAUAAAUCCUUUACCACCACUGGCUUGAGUCCAUCAGUUCCCAGUCCUUUCAUCUAUCUGGAACCAUGCCCAGUGAGGACUGUGCCCCAACUCCCAAGCCACAAAGGUGCUGGGGGAGUCUCUUCAGCCCUGAGUCCUCCGGGGAGCAGGGGGGCAGAGCUGAGCGGCCUCCUGGAGCUUGGCGGGAGGAGGGGGCGGGGAAGGAGAAGGUGGGGAGAUCCGGCUAGAGGGGAGGCUCCGACGUCUCCUUCCUUCCUGGUUCCCGCAGCAGCUGCUGCCACUGCUCAGCUCAGUGAGGAGGGAGAGAGUGACUCGGAGACAGUGACUCAGAGGCAGAGCGGCAAGAGGGCCAAGGAGCACAACCGUCCAUGGACCCUGGGGUAAGAGGGCCGCGUGGCAUCAGCUGACAUUCUUUCAAGACGAGCUUACCCCCACCUGAAGCUGGGCCCCCCUAGGAACAGGUGACAUCCUUCCCCUUCUGCCCUGCUCUGCACCCCCAGCACGGAGUAGCCGUUCUCUUCUCCAUGGACUUCCAAGAGAGGGACCCUCCGCCCCUAGCAGAGAGUGUUCAGUCCUCAAAGCCCAGUGGUCCCCAGCAGGCCUCUGAGCUGUGGGAGGUAGUGGAGGAGCCUCGGGGCAGGCUGGGGGCAGAGGGUAUCAUACCUGAGAGGCAGGAGGGCCACCUGCUUAAGAAGAGGAAGUGGCCUCUGAAGGGCUGGCACAAGAGAUACUUUGUGCUGGAGGAUGGGAUCCUUCACUAUGCAACAACUCGGCAAGAUAUUACCAAGGGGAAGCUCCAUGGCUCCAUUGAUGUCCGGCUGUCUGUCAUGUCCAUCAACAAAAAGGCCCAGCGCAUUGACCUCGAUACUGAAGACAACAUCUACCACCUCAAGAUCAAGUCCCAGGACCUGUUCCAUAGCUGGGUGGCCCAGCUGCGUGCCCACCGCCUGACCACACCCCGUGGCCUGAUGCCCAGCACCACUCACCGGAAGGUUCCUGGCGCUCAGCUUCCAACAGUGGGUAGCACCUCAGCCCUGCCUGGGGUUGGACCUCGGGAGAAGGUGUCUUCCUGGCUGAGGGACAGUGAUGGACUAGACCGCUGUUCUCACGAGCUCUCGGAGUGUCAGGGCAAACUCCAGGAGCUACACAGACUUCUGCAGGGCCUGGAGUCCCUACACCGGAUCCCCUCAGCCCCUGUUAUCCCCACACACCAGGCCUCAGUGACAACUGAAAGACCCAAGAAGGGAAAACGAACAAGCCGCAUGUGGUGCACACAGAGCUUUGCCAAGGAUGACACCAUUGGACGGGUGGGUCGUCUCCAUGGCUCUGUUCCUAACCUGUCUCGCUAUCUGGAGUCUCGGGACUCCUCGGGCCCCCGUGGGCUGCCCCCCCCAGACUAUGCCCACCUGCAGCGCAGUUUUUGGGCCCUGGCGCAGAAGGUGCACAGCUCCCUCAGCAGUGUCCUGGCUGCCCUCACCACUGAACGGGACCAACUAAGGGACUUGCACCAGGGUUCAGAGCUAUCAAGAAUGGGGGUCUCUGAGGCCCCAGCUGGCCAGAGGCGUCUCCACUCUCUGUCCAUCUCCUCAGAUACCACUGCAGACUCCUUCAGCUCCCUCAACCCUGAGGAGAGUUCUUCGAUGCCUGUGAGGUCCUCCUCUCGGCCAGCUCUUCUGAGAACGAGGGUAGCUGGGCAGAUUCUUGCCAGGCCCUGGGCACUGCCCAGCUGCCCGGGGAGGCCCAAUCUGCCCGGCCUGUCAUCUGUCCUGGCCCAGGGCACAGAGGAGGAGGAGUCAUGUACCAGUGAAAUCACCACCAGCCUGUCUGAGGAGGUGCUGGACCUCAGGGGAGCUGAGCGCUAUCAGAAAGGGGGGUGUGUUCCAGGAAGAGCCGCAGGGCCACCCCGUCGCCGCUGCCUGCCGGCGGCCAGUGGGCCUGGAGCUGACGUGAGCUUGUGGAACAUUCUGCGCAACAACAUCGGCAAGGACCUGUCAAAGGUGUCGAUGCCUGUGCAGCUCAACGAGCCGCUCAACACUCUGCAGCGGCUCUGUGAGGAGCUGGAGUACAGCGGCCUCCUGGACCAGGCCAGCUGUACCGCUGACCCCUGCGAGCGCAUGGUGUACAUCGCAGCCUUUGCUGUUUCUGCCUAUUCCUCCACGUACCACCGAGCAGGCUGCAAGCCCUUCAACCCUGUCCUGGGAGAGACCUACGAGUGUGAGCGGCCUGACAGAGGCUUCCGCUUCAUCAGCGAGCAGGUCUCCCACCACCCCCCUAUCUCCGCAUGCCAUGCAGAGUCUGAGAAUUUCACCUUCUGGCAAGACAUGAAGUGGAAGAACAAGUUCUGGGGCAAAUCUCUGGAGAUAGUGCCUGUGGGGACAGUCAAUGUCAGCCUGCCCAGAUUUGGGGACCACUUUGAGUGGAACAAGGUGACGUCCUGCAUUCAUAACAUCCUGAGUGGCCAGCGCUGGAUAGAGCACUAUGGGGAGGUCCUCAUUCGAAACACACAGGAUAGCUCCUGCCACUGCAAGAUCACCUUCUGCAAGGCCAAAUAUUGGAGUUCCAACAUCCAUGAGGUACAGGGUGCUGUGUUCAGCCGGAGUGGCCGUGUCCUCCACCGACUCUUUGGGAAGUGGCAUGAGGGGUUGUACCGAGGACCCACACCAGGUGGUCAGUGCAUCUGGAAACCCAACUCAAUGCCCCCAGACUAUGAGCGAAACUUCGGCUUCACUCAGUUUGCCUUGGAGCUGAAUGAACUGACAGCAGAGUUGAAGCGGUCACUGCCUUCCACCGACACGAGGCUCCGGCCAGACCAGAGGUACCUGGAGGAGGGAAACAUACAGGCCGCUGAGGCCCAGAAGAGAAGGAUCGAGCAGCUACAGCGAGACAGGCGCAAAGUGAUGGAGGAGAACAACAUCGUCCACCAGGCUCGCUUCUUCAGGCGGCAGACAGACAGCAGCGGGAAAGAGUGGUGGGUGACCAACAACACCUACUGGAAGCUGCGGGCCGAGCCCGGCUACGGGAACCUGGAUGGGGCCGUGCUCUGGUAGCCCUGGCCCUGGGGCAGGAGGCUUUGCUUCCUCGCCCCUCCUGCCUCCAUCCCUACCACGGACACAUGGGUAGGGCCAGCUUCCCUGCUGCCUGCCCUUGAGACCAAAGGGGCAGCCCUGGCUCUGGCCCUCUCUCCCCUCUGCUGGUCAGAGGGGUGGCACCUCAGCCCAUCUCCCACCCCAUGGUUGAGGUGAGAAGCAGAAUCUGUGCUUCCCCAGUCUCGUCACCCCAGACAAUCAGCAUGUAAGACCCUUCUCGCUCUCUCACCUCCCUUCUUGUCCCCCUUGGGGUGCUUGGGGGUGACUCUGACUCCCAGGAUCUGUUCCCCAUUUCAGUGCCUUCUUAGGACACAGGGGACCCCUUGAUGCUCCCAGGCUUUCUGUGCCCAGGGCUCUGUCCCCAGCUGUGAAUUUCCAGCCAGUGAGGAAGAGCAGAUGGCCUCUUCCACCCCACACCCCACUUCCAGAGUCUUCUCCACUUGGCCCUGGCCCAGUAGGACUUUCUCUGGCUCCCUUUGGUUGGUCCCUGGGCAUCUCUCCCGUCCUCCCAAACUGCAAAAUGCCUGCCGCUUCUAGCUCCUUUGUCCCUGAUCCUCAGUGGAUUCCUCAGAGGGGACAAGGCCCCUCCAAGAGGAGGGGAGCAGCCCGAGGCGCCUGGCCUCCAACUGCGGGCAGUGACUGUGUGGGUGUGUCAGUUCGUGUAGGAGCGCAUAUGUGUGUGUGUGCGCACGCGCGUGUGUGUGCCCAUGUCCUGCUUGCAGGCGAGCAGGGUUCCUUCUGUAGCCCUGACUCCCAUGUGCUGGGUGUCCGCCAGCGCUGCUGCUCACUUUCUCACAGGCUGCCUCUGAGGAAGGUGAGGUGCUCUGACAUUCCAAGCUCCAAUAAAGACUGUCCCAGA
This is a messenger RNA of Nycticebus coucang (slow loris), 5363 nucleotides long. It is a transcript of the gene OSBPL7, whose product is annotated as oxysterol binding protein like 7. Bases 1943 to 4465 code for a protein of 840 amino acids. Gene Ontology annotation, cellular component: intracellular membrane-bounded organelle; plasma membrane; perinuclear endoplasmic reticulum. The record is from RefSeq and is a predicted model, not a curated record. Gene Ontology annotation, molecular function: cholesterol binding. Lineage: Eukaryota; Metazoa; Chordata; Mammalia; Primates; Lorisidae. The transcript is spliced from 23 exons.